This is a messenger RNA of Tauraco erythrolophus (red-crested turaco), 306 nucleotides long. RefSeq names its product SH2 domain containing 1A (gene SH2D1A). Gene Ontology annotation, biological process: regulation of signal transduction; regulation of immune response. The record is from RefSeq and is a predicted model, not a curated record. NCBI's taxonomy places the organism in Eukaryota, Metazoa, Chordata, Aves, Musophagiformes, Musophagidae.
ACUGAUGGCAGCUACCUGCUGCGGGACAGCGAGAGCAUCCCGGGAGUCUACUGCCUCUGCGUGCUGCAUCAGGGUUACGUUUAUACCUACAGAGUGUCCAAGACAGAAACUGGGUCCUGGAGUGCUGAGACAGCCCCUGGGGUCCACCGCAGGCUCUUUCGGAAAGUGCACAGCCUCAUUUCGGCCUUCCAGAAACCCGACCAAGGCAUCAUCACACCCUUGCGGUACCCUGUUGUCAACCACGCGAAAGCCGGCUGUCCCUCAGGGAGGAAUGAGGGCCAUGACUUCCACCUGCAGCCAUCAUGA